AUGCCGGACGCCAUGACCACACUACUGGCGAACGCCGGCUUGAGCGACCUCGAGAGGCGGCUCCGAGACGAGGCCAUCGACGAGACGACAAUUCUGGACCUCGACGAGGGUGACAUGAAAGAGAUUGGUCUCAAGAUGGGCCCGCGUCGCAAGUUGCUCACGGCUAUACGAGAGGCCAAGGACCGCCGCACGACGCCCGGCGCCGACUGGGCAAGGUCGCCGCCGCCGCCGCCGCCGCCUCCAGCGUCGACGAAACUCCACCCGCCCGCGAAACCCGCGCCCGGCCUGACCGUGGGCGCGAAAGCGCGCCUGCGCAAAAAAGCCGCGCCCGCGCCGGUGACACCUGCUCCGGCGCCCGAGGCUCCCGCGGCGUCGAACAGCGAUGCCCUAGAGUGUCCGAUCACCUACGAGCUGUUUGUCGAUCCAGUCACGCUCGAGGGCGACGGCGUCGUGUACGAGCGCGAGGCCAUCGAAAACUGGCUGCGGCGGGGCAACUUGACGUCACCAGCGACGGGUGUAGCGCUCAAGGCGACGCAGACGAAAUUAAUUCCGAACGCGGCCGUUCGGCGGCGAGCGGCGGCGGCGCGGUCGCGGACGGCGCGGGCGCACCUCGACGCGAAGACGCAAGUUGCAGACGACGCGACGGCGCGCAUCCAAGCCCUCGAGGCCGAGAACGCGGCGCUCCGCGACCGCCUUCGCCUGUCCGUGGACCGCGAAACCGAGGCCGCGGCGAAGUUGCGCGAAGCGACCCGAGAGAACGCGCGGCUGCAGAAGGACGCGAAAAGCGCGAACAAUUACAAGAAUCGCGCGAAGAAGGCCACGGCGCGGGCCGACGAGCUGGACAGGGUCCUCGCCUCGGUGCUCGCGCACUCGCAGCACCUCGAGGCGGAGCUCGCGACGCUUCGGAACAUGCCGCGCCUGUUGGUUCGUAAUACGACGGCGCCGCCGGUCACGCCUGGCGACGGAGAUAGUGCGUACUGA
Pelagomonas calceolata is the source of this 981-nucleotide messenger RNA. NCBI's taxonomy places the organism in Eukaryota, Pelagophyceae, Pelagomonadales, Pelagomonadaceae. The record is from the annotation of a GenBank genome assembly.